GUGUAAAUAUAAAAUGUUGGUAUGUUUGUAUAAGCACGUUUGCGUGCUUAGCUUUAUUCCCGACUUGGAUUGUUAUCGGAAACGCACAUUCCAAGAAGUGCUUUAAUUCCAACGGGAUCCAUAUAUAAUCAGUGCAUUCUUGAGAGAGAAGCAAUAAGUGUAUCUAUCUAUCUAUCUAUCUAUCUAUCUAUCUAUUCUAUCUAAUCUGCUCGUGCGCAUGCAUGACAGAAAAAGGAGAGAGAGAGAGAGAGAGAAAGAUAGUCUUUGUGUGUGAGUGUCUUGUGUGUGCUUGUAUGCGUUUGUGCACAAGUGAGAAAAUAUCUCCUUUUAAUUGAAAGUAACGCGUUAUAAAUUAUAUAAUAAAUUGUAUAAUAAAAAGAGAAAGAAAGAGAGAAACCUUGACUUUCUGAACAGGAUCGAAAAGCUAUGGAAACUGAGAUAAACUCGAACCUGCAGAAAGAGGAUUCCCUGUGUUUGAAGUUUAACAAAGCAGCUCAUUAUAUUCGCCAGUAUGGGACUGAUUUGGGAACGAAGAAAAUGUUAUAUUUCUAUGCAAGAUACAAACAGGCAAAAGAAGGCCAGUGUCAUACACCAAAACCAGGAAUGCUGCAGUUUGAAGCGAAACAAAAAUGGGAAGCAUGGAAAAGUUUGGGUAGAAUGAACAAAAAGGAGGCAAUGUCUGAAUAUAUUAGUGAAGUGCAAAAGUUGUAUCCCAACUGGGAAGAUGCAGUCAAGGAUGAAGAUUCAUUCGAAGACCCUUUCACUCGCAUGAGUCGGCGCACACUGAGCAAACUAUGCAGUGCCAAGAUGGAUGUUGACAGUGAGAUUGGCAGUUGGACAAUUUUUGAUAUGUGCAAGGAAGGUAAAACUAUAGAAUUGCAGAAAACUCUGGAGACCGGAGCCAAAGUGAACGACUGUGAUAAUGAUGGUAUGACAUUGCUUCACUGGGCCUGUGACCGUGGUUAUGAAGACAUUGUUGAUGUUUUGUUGAAAUGGAACUGUGAUGUCAAUGUUAAGAUGGCCAAACACCACUGCAUUAUGCUGCUUCUUGUGAAUAUGAAUCGAUUGUUCAGAAACUCCUUGAGAACCAUGCUGACCCAUCCAUGAAAUGUAACGAAGGGGAAACACCAGCUGAUGCAACAGAUAACAAACUCAUCCUGACUUUGUUGUCUUCAAAAAAGAGCUGAGUCUGGAGGGAGAAAGAGGGUGCACGAGAGAGCGAGAAUGCAAGAGAGAGAAAGAGACAGUGUGUGUGAGAGAGAGAGAGUGUAAGGAAGAAAAGGAAAACUUGUAGGAAUGGAGAAAGGAAGCAAGGAAGAGGUAAACAUGAAACUUGAAUCAAGAGAGAUGCAGGGGCACUUUUGUUUGUUGUUAAUUGUUGUUGGAUAUUGAACACAGGCAGCAUUUACUUUUAAACAAGGGCAAUGUUAAAGAUCCUGCCUUGUGAUAAUGUGACGGACAGGAAUGUAAAACUCUGAGUAACAGUUUUUGUAAUUAUAUAAUAUAUAUUAUAUAUAUAUAUAUAUAUAUAUAUAUAUAUAAUAUAUAUAUUAU
Molecule: messenger RNA, 1554 nt
Organism: Octopus sinensis (East Asian common octopus)
Lineage: Eukaryota; Metazoa; Mollusca; Cephalopoda; Octopoda; Octopodidae
Product: acyl-CoA-binding domain-containing protein 6
Exons: 7
Coding region: 427-1107 (226 amino acids)
Molecular function (GO): protein binding; fatty-acyl-CoA binding
Source: RefSeq, a predicted model, not a curated record